Trematosphaeria pertusa is the source of this 918-nucleotide messenger RNA. RefSeq lists its product as uncharacterized. The coding region runs from base 1 to 918 and encodes 305 amino acids. Lineage: Eukaryota; Fungi; Ascomycota; Dothideomycetes; Pleosporales; Trematosphaeriaceae. The transcript has a single exon. The record is from RefSeq and is a predicted model, not a curated record.
AUGGCAUCCCAAAAACCCUCUCAACACACCGCCGCGACCAUAGCAUCCCCGCUAUCACCAAAGGCAAUCAUCUGGCUCGCCGUCAUCACCGCCAGCAUUCUCCUCGCCAUCUACAACCUCCCUCUCUGGGUCCUAAGCACGCGCACCAAAUUCUGCGCCCUCACCAUCACCCUCCAGUUCACAGCCAUCCUCUACUAUCGGCACUACUACAUCGCCGCCCUCGACCUUUAUGCAGACGAAAUGCGCGCGCACACUGCCUCCAUCGACAAGCACAAUUCCGACCUACGAGUCUUCGAUGAGACGACUCGGGCCGCGCAGAAAGGAUGGAGCGAAAUGACCGACGGGUAUAAAGGCUUGGUGAAUGAACGCCGCAAGGACGAGGUCGAGACUACACUCGCGUACUACAAGACUAUCGCGCAGGUGCAUGGGAUGUUUGCCAAGGCGCUCGAGCGCACGCGUGGAAAGGAUGCUGGGAAGAUUCUUCCGCGCGUAGUGCCAAAGGGCACGAACGCGAAGAGCAAGGCGAGAAAGAAGACGAAUACGAACAUGCAUCCUCUCGAUGAGUACAUCAGCAUGAUCAAAGCGCGGCAAGCUAGGGCAGAGAAGCAUAUCGAGGAUAUGGAGGGGUACGCUGGGUUGUUGGAGGCGGGAACAGCAGACGAGGAGCUGGAGAAGAUGAGGGAGAGUAUGGGGGAUUUCAUGGACAUAAUUCUUGGCACUGGUGGAGGGGUCAGUGAAGAGGGGAAGGAUGAGUAUGAGGGGGUGAGUGUGGCGGAUAUUGAUGCGCUUCGCGGAAGUCUAGAAAGCCAUUUGGCAAAGCUGGAUGCGUAUUCCAAGAAGACGGCUGCGGGCUCCAUGAGAAAGGCGGCACGAAUGGAGAGCGUGGUUUCGCGCGUGAGCGCUUCUGUGCUAGAGUAG